AUGUCCUUCCUGACGCCGCCGCUCAAGACGAAGCCGGCGGGGCUCGGCGACGUGCGCCAGCUCACGCUGAGCCAAGGCAAGAAGAAGCGCAAGAUCGCCAAGGUGCUCGACCUCAAGGACGACGACGGCGGUGCGAGCUCGUCCGAGGAAGAGUUUGACUACAAGGCCAUGAGCUUCAACAAGGAGAACGUCAUGAUGGAGAACGACAGUGACAGCGACAGCGACAGCGAGUGUGAAGUGCUCUUUGACUCGCUCUCGUCGCCGGCCAAGGCCACGCCAUCGACGCCCGCCAACCACUUUGCCCUAGACUUCCAGGUCUCGUCCGUCGCCGUCGACCGCGCCGGCCGCUUUGUCGUCGCCGGCUUUAACAACGGCACGAUCCGCCUCUACCCGCUCGUCGACAACUUCAAGCGGGGCAUUGACGUCGGAACGGUCGAAGUCAGCUCUGUCGACGCCAACGCGCUCGUCUUCCGCAAGGGCGUCGUCCUCGAACACAUUACCGCGCGUGGCAUGUACACGACGCUGCGCGUCCACGUCGUCAUUCCUGAGGACGGUCGGUUCAUCUUUGCCGGUGUCUACCGCGGAUCGACCGAGAUCCUUGUCAUUGACAUCGACUCGAUCGUGCUACCGACCGAGGCGAUUGGCGUGCCGACGGCCGAGGUCGUGACGCACUCGUACAACGACGCCAAGCUGCGCGGCUUUGGUGCGGUGCGCGCGGUGCCUGGCGACAGCCUCAUUACGACCGAAUACCAAGUGCUCUGCGGCCUUGGCAUCAAGAACCUGCACCUCUGGCGCUUCUACUGGGACCCGAACUCCGACGACGACGAGUCCAAGUGGACGUGGCAGUGCGUCUUUGAUCGUCAGACCAACGGGAUCAGCCUCGAGUACCUCGCGUUCGGGCCCGGCCCCAACCAGGUCAUCUCCAAGUCCGAGCACCAAGCCAUCCGCGUCUGGACGCUCUCAGAAGCGACAUCCGACGACGGCACGAUUGCGUCGUUCGAGUACACGGACAUCAAACACACAACGGACGCGGUGGAAGUCUUUGGCCACUACGCGUACGGCGGGUCGGAGCGGCUGGCGCUCGUCGACCUCGACAACUCCAAGCGCUUUGAACUCGACCUUCCGUCGUCGACGGCGGUCGCCUCCGCGCGCCCGACGCUCAACUUUCGCAAGCGUCAACUGCGCACGGUCUCCAACCUCACGGGGGACGCGAUGGGCGUCACGCUCGGCAUGUGCUCGGACGGUAGCGUCUUCGUGCACAAGGCGACGGCCGACGCCGCCCUCGGCGUCCACACGCCACCGACGUACGUGCAAGGCUACGAGUCGUUCUACCAGGACCAAGGCGGUCUCUUGACGCUGCUGCCGUUUGAGAUUCAAGACGAGAAAGAGUGGAUGGUCGUGUCGGCCAACGCGAAUGAGCUCCGCGUGCACGCGCUCCACGAGUUCCUCGGCGAGCCCAAGCAGACGUUUGCCGCGCCCACGAAGCCGUGCAAGCUCAAACUCACAGCGGCAAAAGAGCUCAAGAAGACGCCAAGUCCGCCGCCGUCCGUGGUCGACGACGUCGACGCCUUUAUUGUGCGGCCGCUCAAGGUCAAGGUGGUCGACGCUCCGGCAUCGACACCGGCAUCAACGCCAGCACCGGUCGUCGACGUUGUGCCCGACGUGCUGGCAUCGCCGCCACUCAAGCGCAAGCUCGAACCCGAGAUUGCUGCCGUCGCCACCACCGACUCGACAAAGCGCACCAAAGCGUCGCCGUGGAGCUACGAGCUCAAGCCGCUGGCACCGAAGCCGGUUGCGAUCGUCGUGCACCCGCCGAAAAUCGCUCCAGCGCUCGUGACGCCGAUGAAGCGCCCAGCCAAGAUCGCAGUCCCGUCGCCCGUCGUGUCCAUUUCGCCGUGCUCGUCGCCCGUGAUGCCGCAGACACCUGCGCCGUCGACGCCAACCAAGACGACGGCCGAGGACCAGCGCGACUGGAGCCCGUUUGUGAUCCCCAAGCGCCGCAACAAGGAGCUCAUCAUGGACGAGCCGGCGGUUGUUGCCGACUCUCCGCCGUCGCCUCUUGAGGCAAUGACGCCGCCACCGGUGGAGAGUAGCAUUCCGUCGCGUCUCGACACGAUCGCGGAAGUUGCGACGAUCGUCGCCGCAGUCGAGCCGACGCUGGAUGCGGCACCACCCAGUGUGACGCCGUCGCCGUUUGCAAGCCACGCGCGGUCGCUUCUAAUGCAGCUGACGACGUGCAUGCUGGACGAAGACGAGCCCAUGGACAUUGCUCAGCAGGCGCAACUCAAAGAGACGUUCACGCGCGGCCACCGGCAGCUCAUCCGCACCGUGUGCAACGACAUGCAUCGCCGGGGCACGGCCACGCUCGAGCCCGGUCAGCUCCAAGACAUCUUUCAAAAGCACGUGGACGAGCUGAUACGCGUGCAGCAGCUCGAAGCCGACGCGCUCCACGCCAAGCAGCUUGUGGAGUGGACAAUGCUCGGGCUCUGCGACUUUCGGUUGCCCCGUGUGCACACUGCGUUCCCUGUCCCGCGUCUGUUUGCCUAG
Molecule: messenger RNA, 2547 nt
Organism: Saprolegnia parasitica CBS 223.65
Lineage: Eukaryota; Oomycota; Saprolegniomycetes; Saprolegniales; Saprolegniaceae
Exons: 11
Coding region: 1-2547 (848 amino acids)
Molecular function (GO): protein binding
Source: RefSeq, a predicted model, not a curated record